GAGAAGAAAGAAAAAGAAAAUCUGCCUCUCCUCCCCUAGCUGCUUCCCUUAAUUUAAUCCCCGCCAUUCCUCCGCCUCCCUCCAUUUUGCCCCUGCGGCGUAGCACCCCGCUGCUGUAGGCCUGUAGCCCAAGCCUGCUCACUGCCCGCACGCGAGCUCGAUCAGCAGCCAGCCGCUCAGCUCAGCUCAGGCGUAAAGAACGCCGCCAUGGCCGUCGUGGAGCGCCGCCGUCGCGGCCACGCACGGCGCGCGGUUCUCCUGCUGCUCGUCGUCGUCACGCUGCCGGCGGCGAUCCUCGCGCCGGCCGCCGGCUGCUCGGCGGCGACGUUCCUGGACGAGGACGUGAUCCUCGGCGCGGCGGCGGCGGCGGCGGCGAAGGUGGGCGGCGGGAAGCAGCUGGGCGGCGGCGGCGGCGCGAACACGAGCGGGACGCGGCCGCGGGGGAGGUCGGCGUACUACCUGGGGUGGAAGGAGGAGGUCGCGGCGAUGGCGGGGCGGCCCGAGCUGGCGGAGUGGCUGCGCCGGGUGCGGCGCCGGAUCCACGAGCGGCCCGAGCUGGCGUACGAGGAGGUGGAGACCAGCCGCCUGGUCCGCGACGAGCUGGCUGCCAUGGGCGUCGGAUUCCGCCACCCGCUCGCGCGCACCGGCGUCGUCGCCACGCUCGGCACGGGGCGGCCACCCGUCGUCGCGCUCCGGGCCGACAUGGACGCGCUGCCCAUCCAGGAGGCCGUGGAGUGGGAGCACAAGAGCAGGAACCCCGGGAAGAUGCACGCGUGCGGCCACGACGCGCAUGUGGCCAUGCUCCUCGGCGCCGCCAGGAUCCUCAAGGCCCGCGAGCACCACCUCAAGGGCACGGUGAAGCUUCUGUUCCAGCCGGCCGAGGAGUCCGGGUGCGGCGCGAAGCGGAUGAUAGAGGACGGCGCGCUGGAGGGCGUGGAGGCCAUCUUCGCCGUGCACGUCUCGCACCAGCACCCGACGUCCGUCAUCGGGUCCAGGACGGGGGCCCUCCUCGCUGGCUGCGGCUUCUUCAAGGCCGUCAUACGCGCCGACAUGAACGAACACCGGCGAUCCGCCGCCGACCCCAUCCUGGCUGCCUCGUCCACCAUCAUCAGCCUCCAGAACCUCGUCUCCCGCGAGGCGGACCCCCUGGACUCGCAGGUGGUGUCGGUGGCCGUCGUGAACGGGACCGGCGACGGCGGCGUGGUGCUGGGCGGCACGUUCCGGGCCUUCUCGAACGCGAGCUUCUACCAUCUCCGGCGGCGGAUCGAGGAGGUGAUCGCGGCGCAGCCGCGGGUGCACGGGUGCUUGGCGUCCGUGGACUUCUUCGAGGACGAGAGCUUCUACCCGCCGACGGUGAACGACGCGCGCAUGUACGGGCACGUGCGGCGCGUGGCGGCGGAGCUCCUGGGCCCCGGGUCCUACCGCGACGUGCCGGCGAUGAUGGGCGCCGAGGACUUCUCCUUCUACUCCCAGGCAGUCCCCGCCGGGUUCUACUACAUCGGGGUGCGGAACGAGACGCUGGGGUCCGUGCACACCGGCCACUCCCCGUACUUCAUGAUCGACGAGGACGUGCUACCCACCGGCGCCGCCGUGCACGCCGCCAUCGCCGAGAGGUUCCUCGCCGAGCACGGCUCCCUCAUGGGCUCCCCGUCCGCCGACGACCUGGCCAGAGAACAGGAGCUGUGACCGGGCACGGCGAGGACGAGCGCACCGGCGGACGGCGAGGGCACGGUGGAAGCUGAGGCCGAUCGCUCGGGCGCCUUGGGUAGUGGUGGUUCCUUUGCGCGUGGUGUGGUGUUGGAACGCGGGCUCGGAUUGGUUUAGUUUUUGAGGCCGUCGGGCUCGUGGUGAUCGAUCGGCUGAUGAUGAUCCGCGCGGCCGUCGGGCUCGUGGUGCCGGUGGGUUUGGGGUUUUACCGCGUUUCGUGUGCGUGAGCCAAGGAACCAUGGCGGCGAACGGGCGGUUGGCGCGUGUAAAGAACCUGGAGAAUGUUGCGUUCUGCUGGUGGCGUAGUAGGUUGUACGUACGUGUUUUUGCCCCAGUUGGGGAUGUCAGACUCUUCCUUCUCAUUGACAAAACAAAUGGGUAUUGAAGCUUCUAUAAUCAUCACAUCA
Setaria italica (foxtail millet) is the source of this 2114-nucleotide messenger RNA. RefSeq names its product IAA-amino acid hydrolase ILR1-like 6. Bases 208 to 1686 code for a protein of 492 amino acids. NCBI's taxonomy places the organism in Eukaryota, Viridiplantae, Streptophyta, Magnoliopsida, Poales, Poaceae. The transcript has 3 exons. Gene Ontology annotation, biological process: jasmonic acid metabolic process; auxin metabolic process. Gene Ontology annotation, molecular function: IAA-Ala conjugate hydrolase activity. The record is from RefSeq and is a predicted model, not a curated record. Gene Ontology annotation, cellular component: endoplasmic reticulum.